GGAAGAAAUGCGAGACGGUGUUGCCUGCCCUGUCGUGCGGGGGCACGGUAGCGGAGUGCGGGCCCGCUGCCCACCCCUAGUUUUCCCGACAAUUCGCGAAACCUGGGCCUAAAAAUAAUAAAGCAAAAUAUCUUCAGCUUUCCCGGAGAAAGGCGCUCGGCGGAAGGGUAAAACAAGGAGGAACCCUGCUAAAGCCUAAAACCCCUACCGACGCUCUAACGCAGUCGGUGGAUAUCGCAGGCUCGUACAAAUAGGACGUUGAUUCUGACUUCCACAAUCUGAAUAUCAAUUCAUCAGACGGAAAGAGCACACUAAUGCAAAUGGACUCCAAGGACUCAUCAAACAUUCAAGCAAAGGAUAAGGAAAAGAAGGACCUUAACGAGUCAAUGAAUAAGCUGCAUAUUGAGGGGGCAUCAUCUGAGCAGGCAGGGACUUCGACUACCAACUUCAAGAGGAAACCAGUUAUUAUUAUUGUUGUAGGAAUGGCCGGGAGUGGAAAAACGACAUUUCUUCAUAGGCUGGUUUGCCACACCCAGGCUUCCAACAUUCGGGGUUAUGUGAUGAACCUUGACCCUGCUGUGAUGACCCUCCCAUUUAGCGCUAACAUUGAUAUAAGAGACACUGUGAAGUACAAGGAAGUGAUGAAACAGUUCAAUCUAGGACCUAAUGGCGGAAUUUUGACAUCACUCAACUUGUUUGCUACAAAGUUUGAUGAGGUUAUUUCUGUUAUUGAGAGGCGAGCAGAUCAGCUUGAUUAUGUUCUUGUGGAUACUCCUGGUCAGAUUGAAAUAUUCACUUGGUCUGCUUCGGGUGCCAUCAUUACAGAAGCUUUUGCAUCAACCUUCCCUACUGUUAUUGCUUAUGUAGUCGAUACACCUCGUUCAUCAAGUCCAGUGACUUUCAUGAGCAAUAUGCUAUAUGCUUGUAGUAUACUUUACAAAACUAGGUUGCCUGUUGUGCUGGCAUUCAACAAGACUGAUGUGGCUAAACAUCAAUUUGCCUUGGAGUGGAUGGAAGACUUUGAGGCAUUUCAAGCAGCAGUAAGUUCAGAUGAAUCAUACACAUCAACUUUGAGUCAGAGCCUGUGUCUUGUGCUGGAUGAGUUCUACAAGAAUUUACGUACUGUUGGAGUGUCUGCUGUUACUGGUGCUGGAAUGGAGGAAUUCUUUAAGGCCAUUGAUGCAAUUGCAGAGGAAUACAUGGAGAACUAUAAGGCUGAUCUUGACAAGAGACGGGCUGAGAAGCAAUGCUUGGAGGAAGAACGCAGGAAGGAAAACAUGGAUAAGUUGAGGAAGGAUAUGGAAAAAUCAAGGGGAGAAACUGUCGUCUUGAACACUGGUCUGAAGGACAAAAAAGACCAUAAUAAAACUGUGAUGGAUGAAGAAGAUAAAGAAAUAGAAGGGGAAGAUGAUGAUGACUAUGAGGAAUUUACUGAAGAGGAAGAUGUUAUCGAUGAGGAUGAAGAUGAAGAAGUUGCUAGAUUCUCCUUUUAGUACACCUAUUCCAAUGUAGUUUUCUUGAAACAAAAUUUUGUAUAGGACCUUAACAACUAACUAAACCUCUAAUUUAACGCCAUAUAGGAUUAUGGUAUUGUGUUUGCUAUUUACAAGUCUGAUUAUUGAAGUUUCUGCAGUAUGAUUGAGUUUUA
Molecule: messenger RNA, 1648 nt
Organism: Carya illinoinensis
Lineage: Eukaryota; Viridiplantae; Streptophyta; Magnoliopsida; Fagales; Juglandaceae
Product: GPN-loop GTPase QQT2-like
Exons: 7
Coding region: 315-1493 (392 amino acids)
Molecular function (GO): GTPase activity
Source: RefSeq, a predicted model, not a curated record